UUCUGUUCCGGUUCAUCUGACAUGUGUGCAUCUUCACCCUGUCAAAAUGGGGCGACAUGUGUGGAUACAAUGGACGACUAUGUGUGUUUGUGUUCACGGGAAGAAGUGCGGUACACUGGGAGGGACUGUGAUGAGCUGUACAAUGCUUGUGUGUUUGCUGAAUGCGAAGGGUGUGAGACUGAACUUGGCACGGAGCACUACACCUGUCCAGAGGACUUCAACGAGUGUGAAAGUGGACCAUGUGUAGGUGCCCUCUCUGAGUGUGUAGAUGAGCUCAAUGGCUACAAAUGUCUGUGCCCACCUGGUUUCGGAGGAGAAGACUGCAGUCAUCGUAUCACAGACUGUAUUGAUGAGCCCUGCCUCAACAAUGGCACUUGUAGACGGAUAGUGGACGGAUUUGAAUGCACCUGUUCACAAGGUUUUCAUGGUGAGACCUGUGAAGUGAAUGUGGAUGAUUGUGAUUCACAUCCUUGUCAAAACGGUGCAAUCUGUGUGGAUGGCACCAACAAGUAUCACUGCUUCUGUGUACCUGGAUACCAAGGACACAACUGUGAGAUUGACAUAAACGAGUGUGCAUCACGACCUUGUUGGAACAAUGGAACUUGUAUUAAUGGAAAAGACCAGUACCUGUGUGAAUGUCUGCUGGGAUAUACAGGAGUAAACUGUGAGAUGGAGAUCGAUGAAUGCGAGUCAAAUCCUUGCCAAAAUGGAGCCACCUGUCAUGACCUAGUGGGGCUGUACACCUGUGACUGUGUGCAGGGAUUUGAAGGUUCCGACUGUGAAAUUAAUGUUGAUGAAUGUGAGAGUGAUCCAUGUCAGAAUGGAGGAAUCUGCUACGACCUCAUCGAUAGUUAUAAGUGUGAAUGUGAAGGCACUGGGUUUAUGGGAGACCACUGUGAGGAGGAUAUUCCGGAGUGUGCAUCACAUCCUUGCCAACAUGAAGCAACUUGUAUAGAGGGCAUCAACCACUACAAUUGUACCUGUUGGCCAGGUUUUGAAGGGGAUAACUGUGAGGUGGAUAUAGAUGAAUGUGCUGACACUCCCUGUGAGAAUGAUGGUGAAUGUUUUGAGAAGUCAAAACCUGAACACUGGGAAACAGGCUGGGAGUUCACCUACACCACAGCUGCAGGUUACAUUUGUCAGUGCCAACCAGGAUACACAGGAGAGAACUGCUCAGUGAACAUAAACGAGUGUGUAUCUGAGCCAUGUCACAAUGGAGGAAGCUGUGAGGAUAUGGUAAAUGGAUACAAAUGUGUAUGCCCGGAGGGGUUUGCAGGUGUAGAGUGUGAGGUUAACAUAGAUGAGUGUGAGAGCGCCCCCUGCCUGAAUGGAGGUGUAUGUGAAGAUGGAGUGGCUGAAUAUAAGUGCCAUUGUGCAGAAGCUGAGGAAGGUCUCUUGCCAUGGGGAGGACCACAAUGCAUUGUGCAGCUGCUUGGUUGCAUUGACCAUCCAUGUCAAAAUGGUGCCACCUGCUUGCCAUGGUUGAAUGGAGAGCACGGAUAUACUUGUUUUUGUCCACCUGGAUUUUAUGAUGAUGUAUGUUCAACACCAACCACAUUCUCCUUCUCCUCACCAAAGUUCUUUCUUAUUGAAGUUCCACCACUCGAGCGCAGAAAGAGAGACAUAGAAGAACAGGAACAGCCCCUGGGGGUCCGCCUACGCUUCCGCACCACACUGCCUGAUAUGCUGCUGUUCUUUCGUGGCAAUGCUGAGUUCUUCCUCUCUCUGGAGAUUGUUGGGGGUGAGCUGCGUGCCAAGGCGAUAUCAAAGGAGGAAGGGUCGCUGGAGGCUAAAUUACCAGGGCUUGUAAGUGAUGGAGAUUGGCAUGAGGCAGUGGUGAACAUUGAUAGAUGGGAUAAGGAUAUCAGACUUGUACUGCAAGUUAAAGUUCCAGGCUGUGGCAAUCAAGCAUGCAAAGUUGAACACAAGCUACCAGAUGGUCAAGAAAGUUUCUUGCACAGUGACAGCCUCACAAAGUUAUAUGUAGGUGGAGUACCAGAGGAGUACAUGGAGCUAACCUUAAGUGGUCAUGGCUUUUUGGGUUGUAUGGAGGACCUACAGGUGGAUGGCCAUACUGUUCUGCCGCAUGAUCUUGGAGAUGAAGAGGUGAGCGUAGAGUUGGGCUGUAUAAAGACGGAAUGGUGCGAGGUGGACCCAAAUCCCUGCUCUCAACAAGGGCACUGUGUUGACCUCUGGACAGGCUACCGCUGUGACUGUUAUAGACCUCACUAUGGCCAUGACUGCAGCCAAGAUUUCUCCUUUUGGACAUUCGGUCAUGAGGACUCUACUAGCUAUCUUGCAUUUGUACUGCUGUCUGAUAUUGGCAGGAACUUUAGUGUGUCAUUCUUCCUACGAUCUCUUAAAUCAAGUGGAUUAUUAUUUCAGCUAUGUAGGGCAGGUCAUCAGCGGACAGAGGAGGAUGAUCCUUAUUUUACCAUGUACCUGGAAAUGGGACGAGUACAGGUGACCUCUGUGGUGGGGUCACCCAUCCUAUCAUCACCAGUGUUUGUCUGUAAUGGAGAGAAACAACUGCUUCAGAUAGACAUACAGGAAGGUCAGGUGUUCUUUAGCCAUGGUGGAUUGCGCUACGGGCUUGGCUCUCUGCCUGACUUGGAAGUCCUGGAGGGAGACCUGGUGUAUAUUGGUGGGUUUCCAAAUGAGGAGGGUGCAGCUGAUUGGGGGGGUCAUUUUAAGGGCUGCCUGCAGGAUCUGAGACUAGACGAUGUGCAUCUGGAUGUGGAAGUCUGGAAUAGUACCCUCAGUGAGACUCUAUUUAUCUCCAGUGAUGCAAAAAACGUGCUUCCUGGAUGCAUAAGUGAUGACAUAUGCAAGGUGGAGCCUUGCUUAAAUGGUGGAGAGUGCACAGUCACAUGGAAUGACUUUACUUGUUUCUGUCCAUGGAAUUUCACUGGAAAGACAUGUGAAACUCGGGUUUGGUGUGUCAGUGACCCGUGCGUAAAUGGUGGACGCUGCGUGGAUCUGUUGGAUGGUUUUGAGUGCAUUGCUAAUGCGACUUUUGACAACACACCCUUACACUACAGUGCUAAGGGAUCUCUAGUUUACUCGGUGACCAACGUGACCAUGGAUCUCCGUACAAGGCAGGAAAAUGCCGUAUUACUUCGUGCAUGGAGAGGGGCGGAGCUUCUACUGAUUGGUCUUGUGGAUUCAGCCAUUCAUGUGGAGCUCCAAACCGAGAACAGCGUGGAACCAGUGAUAUUCUCUGGACAGAGACAGAUUGCAGAUGGAAACUGGCAUCACCUGCUGGUUGCCAUGGCCAGUCCAGAACGUGAUGCAUCGCAGUGGUUCAUUUUGGUGGAUGACAUCAUCGACGGUAGCAGUGCACCGGAACUUGCUGGUAGUUUAAGUUUUCUUAAAGAUUUGUCAAGUGAAGUUGCACUGGCAGAGACGUACACAGGAUGUCUAGGCGCUGUCAGAGUGGGUGAGGUUUACCUUCCAUUUGUAGACAAUGCCAAAUCACCCCAAACAUCGUGGUUUUGGCGACGACAUGAUGAGCGUGUGCGCAUAGGCUGCUUUGGUGCUCCAGUGUGCCGCUCUCAUCCCUGCAGACGUGGUGGUACGUGUGUGGAUCUCUUCAAUACAUUUGGCUGCCAGUGCUCAUCAGGCUGGGAAGGGAUCACCUGCGAGAAAGAAACAGAUGAGUGUGUCUCAGGACCCUGUCUUCAUGGCAAGUGCAAAGACAAGUUUAAUGGGUUUGACUGCUUGUGUCACCCAGGAUAUGCUGGACCUACAUGUUCAGAAAACAUAGACAACUGCAAAGGAUCGAAGUGUAAGAAUGGGGGAACCUGUGUGGAUGGAGUUAAUGACUUCACCUGUAUCUGUCCACCCAAGUACAGCGGAACACGUUGUCAGUAUAAUUACCCUCCUCUAAAGUGUGAACUGGAUGUUGAAUGUGAAAAUGAUGGCGUUUGUUAUGACACUCAAUGGGGGGCAAACUGCACCUGCCCUCCAGGAUUCACAGGAGACAGAUGUGAGAAAGAAAUUGAUGAGUGUGCAUCUAGCCCAUGUCUAAACGGUGGAUCGUGUCUGGAUCGGCUGAACCGGUUUCAGUGUUUGUGUCCAGCAGGAUUCAGUGGGCAAUUCUGUGAAACAAAUAAACAAGCUCAGCAAGAACAUAUACCAUGGUUGGCAAUAGCGGUUCCAUUGGCAUGUGGCUGUAUCCUAUUGGUGGCCAUUGGACUCAUUUUUAUGUUGACGACAGCACGCAGGAAGCGGCAAUCUGAAGGAACUUAUUCCCCAAGCCAUCAGGAGAUAGCUGGUGCACGCCUGGAGAUGGAUAGCAUGCUGAAAGUACCACCUGAAGAGCGACUAAUUUGAACACACAAACAGAUGUAGAUAAAGGGGCUCUAAUAUUAUCUGUGAGACUCUGGAACUACACUGGAACUUUCCAAGACCUUGUGGUAUUACGGAGCCACAGUGAGAAGCAAGUGCUACAUCAAAAAAGCAACCUGAAGAAAACAUGACGUCAUUAAAUAUGGUUGAUCUUUUGUGGAGACCUAAAACUUUGGAAUUUAACCAGCAACUCUCUCAAGUGUAGUUAAACUUGAACUUUGUGAUUAUUUACCUCAUGGCAUUGUAUGCCGGAAAGGCUUUGACAAAUACUUCAGAGAGACGGAAAUAAGAGUUCACAUGCAUCCCACAGCAUGUAAAAUCUUUAACCAGUCCCUCUCAAAGAUAAGCACUAUAGUGCUAAUGAAGGAGUGAGCAACAGUUUGAAAAAA
Molecule: messenger RNA, 4739 nt
Organism: Sinocyclocheilus grahami
Lineage: Eukaryota; Metazoa; Chordata; Actinopteri; Cypriniformes; Cyprinidae
Product: protein crumbs homolog 1-like
Exons: 13
Coding region: 22-4335 (1437 amino acids)
Biological process (GO): Notch signaling pathway; axon guidance
Cellular component (GO): plasma membrane; cell surface; signaling receptor complex
Molecular function (GO): calcium ion binding
Source: RefSeq, a predicted model, not a curated record